GAAAUGGGCGUGGCUUACGUUAUUCAUUUCGAUACAGGCUAGUUUAUGUUAGCUAGCUACGUAACUUGGCUAGCUGUCUGAAAUCUAACGUUAGUAAUACUGUCAUGGUAACAAAUACUAUUAGAAAGGAUACAGUGUUAAUUAGAUAGAUUGAUAAAAGCAGAGUCAACACAACAACCUCGACCAGAGAGUGACAUAACAGACUUUCACGUUUCCUGUUCUUGUGGCUGGAAGCAGCAUGGAGGAGCAAGAAAACAAUAUGAUAGAUGUCACUGUGAAAACUCUGGACUCUCAGAGCAGAAGCUAUACUGUGAGAGCACAGAUCACUGUGAAGGAGUUUAAAGAGCACAUAUCUCCCUCAGUGGGAAUACCUGUUGACAAACAGAGGCUGAUCUACCAGGGAAGAGUGCUUCAGGAUGAGAAAACUCUGGCAGAAUACAACGUCAAUGGUAAAGUCAUUCACCUGGUGGAGCGAGCCCCGCCCCAGACAACUCAGUCAGGAUCAGGCUCAGGGGGAGUACCCGGGACUUCAGGAGCCUCACAGAGUGGAACCACCACAACUCCUCAGGCCAUGCCUCACGGAGCCACACAUGAUCGCAAUGCUAAUAGCUACGUUAUGCUUGGUACUCUUAAUCUCCCAGUGAACGUCAUGGACCCCCAGCAAAUUCAGAUGUCUAUCCAGCAGAUAAUGGCGGGCCUCGGGGAGGGUGUUAGGAAUACACGAGUCAGCAGCAGUAAUGGGAACAACGGCUCAGUGAAUGUUGAUAUGGAUCAGACCCUGCAGAGUGAGCCCAGACUGCGGCUGCUCCUGGCUGAAAAUUUGUUGCGAGACACCGUUGCCCUGAUUCAGAGACUGGAGGGUCAGCCCAUGGAUGGUUCCUCAGCUCAGGAUUCUGCACCGCCUCCUUCUUCCUCCACCUCUACACCUUCUCCUUCUGUCCAGCCCAUGGACACAUCCCCCCCUCCAUCCAGCUCACCUCCAUCAUCCUCUACGUCCACUCAGACUGAUAAUGCACCUCCUCCUCCUCCUCCUUCAGGCCCCAACCACCCCAGCCCUGCAGAAAUGGUCGAGAUGUUAGGAGAGCUGAGAAGAGUAGAAGAGAGACUCCAGCCAUUCAUCCAGAGAGCUCACUCCAUCCUGGAGGCAGCCACCACUGCUGAUUACAACAAUAAUACACAGGAGAGAGAGGAGGACCAGCAUGUUCUAAACCUGGUGGGAGAAGCUCUUCGGCUCUUAGGAAAUGCUCUGGUUGCCCUGAGUGAUCUGCGCUGUAAUCUGUCCAGUGCACCUCCCCGUCACCUGCAUGUGAUCCGGCCCAUGUCUCACUACACUUCCUCCGUUCUGCCACCAGGUGGAGUGCAUCACAUGCCUAUACAGGUUAAUUUGGGGACCACAGUGACCAUGUCAACUAACGGCAGACCACAAGCUGAGAGUCACUCUCAACCUGCUGACCAAUCAGAACAACAAGGGCAGGGACAAACACCCACCCCACAGCCAGGUAUGGCCAAUCAGCAGACUGGACAGCCAGGGCCCAGAGUGAUACGCAUAAGCCAUCAAACCAUGGAGCCAGUGGUGAUGAUGCAGAUUAACAUUGAUGAUAAUGGAAGCAAUGCCCACGCUGCUGGACAACAGAAUGCUGCUGGUCCCGGGCAGCCUGGCACAACUCCUGUACAGAUACCGGGUUUACCUCCAGAAUUCAUGCAAGCCAUUGUAAAUCAAGUUACUCAACAAGCUAUGGCCAUGGCAAGUGCUGCCGCUGCUAGUCAACAUGGACAACAAACCCCAAACCAUGCCACAGGUCCCGCCCCUGCCGGCACAGGUCCCGCCCCUGCCGGCACAGGUCCCGCCCCUGCCGGCACAGGUCCCGCCCCUGCCGAUACAGGUCCCGCCCCUGCCGAUACAGGUCCCGCCCCUGCCGGCACAGGCCCCACCACUGCUGGCACAGGCCCCACACCUGUUGGUACAGGCCCUGCCACAGCUGGUACAGGCCCUACUCCCCCUCCCUUUCCCCCUCACCCACAUCAAGCUAGGUUUGUAUUCACCUUGCCUUCCUUUCCUCACCGCAUGGCAAAUCCUUCCUUCACCACCAGAGGAACCACCAUCAAUCUGCGAACUGCUGUUCCUCCUAUGAUGGGCCAGCAUCCAGGCCAGGCUACGCCCAUGAAUCCAGCUGCUAUUAAUCAAAUGAUUAGUGGAAUGAUGGGACAGCUCUUGACAGGGGUUUCAGGCCAGAUGACCAGUGAGGCCACUACCUCCUCCUCGUCGUCCUCCUCCUCCUCUCACACAUUCACAUUUUCCACCUCAUCUUCCUCUUCAUCCUCUUCCUCAUCCUCAACCUUUCCCCCAUCAUCUGAAUCUACCACCAGUGCCUCAGGAACCACACACUCCACAAGCACCACUGCAAGCACUGCUCCCCAGCCUGGCCCACCCCCCGCACCUGCUCAAGGGGCUCCCCUAAUGGGCAACUUGGACCAGCUUCUAGGCUCUGUCCUCGGAGGGGUGGCUGCUGCUGGCCAGGCUCCAGGAGCAAAUCCUUCUGUUACUGUGACCAUGCCAGGGAUACCUGCCUUUAUUCAGGGAGUCACUGACUUCAUACAGGCCUCACAACAGAGCCAUGUUCAGCCCCCCACAGCUCAACCAUCAGGUCCCACUCCUACUCCUCCUACUGCUGAACCACAAUCAGAGCCUGCAGAAGGUGCCGCAGCUGAAGAAGUCCUGAACACAGAGCUAUUCACUGGGAUAGUGCAGGGGGUCCUUUCCACUAUGAUGGGCUCUCUAGGUGCCCCACACAACAACACUGAGAGCAUUGCUCAGUUCAUUCAGAGACUCUCCCAGACCAGCAACAUUUUCACCCCCAGCACAGGAGAAGCCAUGGGUUUCUUUGGCGACCUGUUGACUCUUGUGUGCCAGAACUUCUCCAUGGUGGACAUGGUGCUGCUGCUCCAUGGUCAGUCUCAGCCACUAAGCCGUAUCCAGCCCCAGCUAGCCCAGUUCUUCUCAGAACACUAUCUGCAGGGCAGAGAGCCUACCGAAGCAAACAUAGCAGCAGCUGCUGAUAAUCUAAUCGGGGAACUAGAUGAAUAUAUCACAGAGAGUUUCUCGUCAGUUACAGUACGGGAUGGGGUGGACAUCACUCAGACAAACCGAUCUUUUCUAAGACAGCAGCUUACUGACAUUGCCACGCACAUUCUUCAGUGCACGGAUCACACGUUUGGACCGCACUUGCUGCAGCUGUGUAACCGUGCACUUUUUGAGUGUUUGGCCCUCAAUCUGUACUGCCUGAGAGGAGAGCAGGGUGCCCUUACUGCAGUCAUCAACAACCGCAUUAGGACCAUGUCAGCAGAGGUGAACCCUAGUGUAGUGAACUGGUUGACCAGUAUGAUGACUAUGAGACUGCAGGUCAUUCUGGAGCACAUCCCAGUCACAGAGGAGCAAAUCCUGCAUUACGUUGUCCACACUCAGGGUGAAGAAGCAAGAGAGGCACAUGAGUCAGAAAGUCAUCCUAUGGAGAUGGAUGACACUCUCUCUCCCACUCCAGCUACCACAGCAGAGGAGGCCAUGGUGAGCUCCCAGGAGGAAGGGGCAGUUGGAGGUUCAGCUGGAGAGACGGGGGAAGCAGCAGGUGGAGAGGAGCCUGGAGAAGAGGCUGAAGCCUGGGCAGCUGCUUUACCACCUGAGUGGGUGCCCAUCAUUAGACAGGAUAUAAACAGCCAGAGGAAGAUGAAGGCCCAGCCUCCGCUAUCUGAUGCAUAUCUCCAAGGGAUGCCUGCAAAGCGCAGAAAGACAGCACAGAGUGACGGUCCCAAACUCACACUCUCUGAGGCAGUGAGCCAAGCAGCGAAAUCAGUUGGCGUCACACCUGUCACGUCACCCAGUGCCUUACAGGAAGAUCUUGAGAGACCAGAACUACAGGAGGCAUACGCACAACAGAUGAAAAAUGACAUCAAACAACGAGUAAGAGAGGACCCCAAUUUCAGCUCUAGAAGGUUUCCCAACACAAACACAGUCUUCUCACCAGACUCAUAACCAGCAUAUGUCUGCUCCAUGGCCCGCCUUCCUCUGCUGCAUGUGUAUGCUCUUUCUGGUUUCUUUUUAAUUAUUUGAGUUUAAACAAGAUCUACAAUUUUGAAACUAUCAGAAGAUUUUAUGCUGUCUUACUGCUUAUGACUCUAGUAUUAAAUUAUUAGACAAGACUGCAUUAUGGAUUGUCCAAGAACUGGUCUAUGACCAUUUUGCUCCUGUUUGUGAAAAGGAUGCGCAGCUGGAACUUGGAAAGAAAACAAGGAGGAAGAUAAUGUCAGACAUGUAAGAAAAGCCACAGUGUGUAUGUCAGCUGUGACUGCUGAGGCAAGGCAAUGUCAUGACAGGUGCAUUUCAUAGAUUCUGUCUUGGCAGAAAGCUAAUUAAAAAAACUUCUUCAUUGUCCGCACAUGAACGAGUCCUUACCUUCUCCAUGUGCCAAGAUCAUGUUCAGUGUCUGUUUAUAUAACUAUCAUUUAAUAACACUGAUAUUUCAGAAUACCUUGCUCCUAUGUUUAAUCUCUUAAAGUAUUAAAAAAGUGCUAUUGUUACAAAGGUAAUUCCAUGCAAGUGGUAACCUUGGAGUUGUUGGGAACCUUGGAGCAGAAGGUUAUAAAAGUGCGGGUUAAAAAGGUUAAAAAAGAAAAGGCAGUAAGGUCUAAAAUUACCAGGUCUGUUUGAAGGCAGUAUGUCCAUUAAAUAAUGAGAGGGAUUGAAAACCCAUUAAAUAUUUAACUUAUUUUUUUUCCUGUUUAAUGUCCUCAAUAAGGCUGAGGUUAAAUUCAGGCUGGAGGAGAUUCUGAUUGUUUAUUCUUAAUUUUCUUUGUUUCAUACAGUUAACCAUGCAUCCAUCUGAUCUCUGUAGUCUGUGAAGGGCUGAUUCAAACCUGUCCCAUCCAUAGCACAUGCUUUACUUUAGUAAUAUGUAUAUACCAAAUCAACAAAUAUUUUUAAGACUAUAAUUACUGUGUUUAUUCGAGCCUUUUUAAUAUAUGUAAAAUUUUCCUGCAUAAGUCUUUAACAUUCACAGUGUUUGUUAAAUGUAUUGCCUCUUCAACAAAAACUCAUCACCCAAAAAACCUGCUUUAUAUCUUUUAGAACAAUCUUCAGCAGUAGGAUUUACAUCUAUGAUCACAAUAAGAUGUACAUUCUCACUGAUAUGACGUCAGUAUCAGUUCAAAUGUCAAAUCUGUAACGCUGGAAUUUCCCCCCAGAUUUUUUUUCUCUUUUUACUUUCCAGCUUGCCUGCUGUGUAAUUCAGAGAAAAAAAGUAACAUUGAAUUUUGACAUUAUGAAUGUAAAAUGCCUAAAAUUAAACGGCUUUGCGACAUAAACAUAA
Messenger RNA from Pangasianodon hypophthalmus (striped catfish), 5360 nucleotides. RefSeq names its product BCL2 associated athanogene 6 (gene bag6). The transcript is spliced from 25 exons. Gene Ontology annotation, cellular component: BAT3 complex. The record is from RefSeq and is a predicted model, not a curated record. Bases 239 to 4027 code for a protein of 1262 amino acids. NCBI's taxonomy places the organism in Eukaryota, Metazoa, Chordata, Actinopteri, Siluriformes, Pangasiidae. Gene Ontology annotation, molecular function: polyubiquitin modification-dependent protein binding; misfolded protein binding.